AUGUCGGAGUGGGUCAAGAAGCACCUGACGACCGUGCGGUCCGCCGUGCUGGGCGAGGAGCCGCCUGAGCCCACCGGGCUGCAGGCCUUCUGGCAGUCGCUGGAUGAGUCCACCACGCUGAGCAAGACGCAGAGGCUCUAUGGAUUCUCAAUCUGCGCCGGUAUUGGGCUCUGUUUCACGAUUCUGGGUUUCGUGUUUUGGUUUGUGCCUACCACAUUUGCCAUUCUCUACACCUUGGGCAGCUUGCUUCUGUUCGGCAGUACGUUCUUUCUGAUGGGACCUUGGCGUCAGUUGAAGAGCAUAAUGAAGAGCAACCGCAUACUUGCCACGCUGGCAUAUGUGGGUUCGAUGAUCUUGACGCUGUAUGUAGCCUUUAAAUUGGAAGGGAUUGCGGAAGUUAUUGCUGUCAUAUUCCUGCUUAUCAUUCAAGUCAUCGCUCUGGGAUGGUACGUCUUGAGCUACAUCCCCUAUGGGCAGCAAGCUGCGGGGAGCGUCCUGGCCUCCGUGAUGAGUUGA
Molecule: messenger RNA, 516 nt
Organism: Ostreobium quekettii
Lineage: Eukaryota; Viridiplantae; Chlorophyta; Ulvophyceae; Bryopsidales; Ostreobiaceae
Source: the annotation of a GenBank genome assembly